AUGGAGGUGGCGCACAGAUAUGUGAAGCAGCGACGCCAAUUUGGCCGGCACCCACACUUCACGGACCAGGGUGCAGAGCUGCUGCUCGACCUGCGGCCCAAUGAGGAGCACGCCAAGGCCUGGAUAGUCAAGCCGCAGACCACGGUGGCGGUGCAGGCCGCGCCAGACAUGUCGGAGCACGAGGCCAACACCACAGCUGUGGUGCUGGUCAACAGCGGCAUGGCUCACCUUGAGGGCGGGUGGCCCAAGGAGGUCGACCACACCGAGGCAGAGCAGGUGGUGCGGUGGCGGCGCAAGGUGGAGAAGGACGAGGACUACAUCAAGCAGGUGGUGCGGCUGGGGGCGGUGGUGGAGGAGCUGGUGAAGCAGAACAACGCGAUAGACAUCUACGAGACCUACUUUGAGGACCUGCCGCCGCAGCAGUUGUGCGAGCCGCCCUCCACCUGCACGCUGACCAUCCUGCGCGACCCUGCGGCCAUCAAGCGGGGCGCGCAGGCGCUGUCCUGGCACCCCGACGGCUCGGGGCGCCUGGCUGUGGCCUACAGCGUGCUGGAGUUCCAGCGCCAGCCGCCCGGCAUGCCCGCCACCAGCUACGUGUGGAAUGUGGCCAACCCCAGCGCGCCCGAGGCCAGCCUGGCAGCGCCUGUGCCGUUGGUCACGCUGGGGUUCAACCUCAAGGACCACAACCUCAUUGGCGCUGGGCAGUACAACGGCCAGGUCACCUUCUUCGACCUGUGCAAGGGCGCCGCCCCCGUGGACGCCUCCCCCGUGCAGCACAGCCACCACGCGCCGCUGCACGACUUUGCCUGGACGCAGUCCAAGGCGGGCAGCGAGCUGAUGAGCACCAGCACCGACGGCAGCGUGGCGUGGUGGGACCUGCGCAAGCUGGGGGAGCCGCUGGAGCGGCUGACGCUGCGGGAGCGGGGCGGGGAGGCGGUGCUGGGGGGCAUGUGCCUGGAGUACAGCCCGCCGGUGGGGCCCACCAAGUUCAUGGUGGGCACGGACCAGGGCACCAUCCUGGCCGGCAACCGCAAGGCCAAGCAGCCCGCAGACCGCAUCACCGCCUCGUACACAGGCCACCACAGCGCUGUCUACUCCCUCUCCCGCAACCCCUUCUUCCCCAAGUACUUCCUGUCGGUGGGCGACUGGACGGCGCGCGUGUGGAACGAGGACCUGCGCACCCCGGUGUCCACCACACCCUACGCCCCCUCGCACCUCACCUGCGGCGGGUGGAGCCCCAGCCGGCCCGGCGUGUUCUACACCACCAGCCACGCGGGCGUGCUGGACGUGUGGGACUACUACUUCAAGCAGCGAGCCCCGGUGCUGUCGGUCCGGGUGGCAGACAGGCCGCUGACGGCGCUGGCAGUGGCGAGCGGGGGCGUCGGCCAGGCGCAGCGGCUGGCGGGCGUGGGGUGCGCCGACGGCGGCGUCACGCUGCUGCAGCUGUCGCGGGGGCUGGUGGAGAUGCAGGACAACGAGAAGGUGGUGAUCGGCUCGAUGCUGGAUAGGGAGACGAGCCGUGAGAAGAACCUGGAGAAGAAUGCCAAGGAGGCGCGGGCCAAGGCGCGCAAGGAGGCGGCACGCACCGCAGAGCCACUGGACCACGUCACAGACGAGGACCUGGCAGAGCUGGAGCGGCAGUUCUUCGAGAUGACUGCAGGCUCGGACACAGAGUGA
Molecule: messenger RNA, 1677 nt
Organism: Chlorella variabilis
Lineage: Eukaryota; Viridiplantae; Chlorophyta; Trebouxiophyceae; Chlorellales; Chlorellaceae
Exons: 8
Coding region: 1-1677 (558 amino acids)
Biological process (GO): outer dynein arm assembly; cilium movement
Cellular component (GO): outer dynein arm
Molecular function (GO): dynein heavy chain binding; dynein light chain binding
Source: RefSeq, a predicted model, not a curated record